AUUCUAUCAUUAUUAUCUAUAAGCAUAGUCAUGUUGUAUCCGUUGGCAAAUCCACUUGUAUUAUUAUCACAUAUCAUGGGCAAUAAUAUGCACUAUUCUUUCAAGUUUUCGAGACUCCUCUAAACAUAUAUGACAAAGAUAUAUAUAGAAACAAAAUAAUUUCACAUUAUAAUUUUUAUUGACUAGUAUAUUUUCUUUUCAUAUUUAGAGAUGAGGAUGAUGAUAUGAAGAAAAGAAAGAAAAAUUGUUUGAAACACACAAAUUGUUUGUGGCUAAAAACCACCUCACUUUGUUGAUGAGAUUUGGUUCAAAAUAAUACUCACCUCCAAAAGCUCAUCCACUUGAAAAAAAUUCUUUCUUCAUUCACGUUACAACAAAAUUUUGAGGCCCCCUCUUUAUUUUGUCUUUUUUCUCAACACAUAUUUAUCAAACUGUUGCUAUUUUUCACUUCAUUAUUACAUUUCAAUAAUUUCUCCCUAAGGAGCUUCUCUCCAUUGGUUCCUUUGCAUGCAUUUUCUUGCUUAGUUUUGGAAACUAAGGAUUGCUUAAGGCCGAUAUCAACAAACACCGUUGAAAAUGGGAGAGAUAACCAAUGUCAGUGAAUAUGAGAAUAUUGCAAAGCAGAAAUUGCCAAAGAUGGUGUUUGACUACUACGCAUCCGGUGCUGAGGAUCAGUGGACUCUUCAAGAAAACAGAAAUGCCUUUUCAAGAAUUUUGUUUAGGCCGCGAAUUCUUAUUGAUGUGAGCAAGAUAGACUUGUCAACAACUGUCCUCGGCUUCAAAAUAUCGAUGCCAAUUAUGAUUGCUCCAACUGCCAUGCAGAAAAUGGCUCACCCUGAGGGAGAAUAUGCAACUGCAAGAGCUGCAUCUGCUGCUGGAACAAUCAUGACUUUGUCAUCAUGGGCUACUUCAAGUGUUGAAGAAGUUGCUUCAACAGGACCUGGCAUUCGCUUUUUCCAGCUAUAUGUGUAUAAGGACAGGAAUGUGGUUGCUCAGCUUGUGAGAAGAGCCGAAAAAGCUGGAUUCAAAGCUAUUGCCCUUACUGUUGAUACUCCAAGACUUGGACGCAGAGAAGCUGAUAUCAAGAACAGAUUUGUUCUGCCACCAUUUUUGACAUUGAAGAACUUUGAAGGGCUUGACCUCGGAAAGAUGGACGAAGCUAAUGACUCUGGACUUUCUUCAUAUGUUGCCGGUCAAAUUGAUCGUACUCUAAGCUGGCAGGAUGUGAAGUGGCUUCAGACAAUUACCAGCUUGCCAAUUCUUGUGAAGGGUGUUCUCACUGCUGAGGAUGCAAGGCUAGCAGUACAAAGUGGUGCAGCUGGAAUAAUUGUGUCCAACCAUGGAGCAAGACAACUUGAUUAUGUUCCAGCCACCAUAAGUGCAUUAGAAGAGGUUGUGAAAGCUGCUCAAGGUCGCAUUCCUGUAUUUUUGGAUGGAGGUGUACGCCGUGGAACUGAUGUUUUCAAGGCAUUGGCACUUGGUGCCUCUGGCAUCUUUAUUGGACGCCCUGUGGUGUUUUCCUUGGCUGCUGAAGGAGAAGCUGGUGUAAGAAAUGUACUGAAAAUGUUGCGCGACGAGUUUGAGCUAACAAUGGCUUUAAGUGGAUGCCGCUCACUCAAGGAAAUCACUCGUGAUCACAUUGUUGCAGAUUGGGACACCCCUCGCGUUAAUCCUCGCGCCAUACCAAGAUUAUGAAAAACUUAAUCUCAUCAUUUGAGCUAAGUUUAUUAAUUAAUGUACAAUUAAUGAGGAAACAGUUCCAAACUUGUUCUUAUCUUGUCAUCUUUUGCUUUUAAAGAGAACUCAUUUAUGGUUUUCAUAUAUUUGUAAAACUACAUGCUUUCUCUGUAUGGAUAAUAUUAUAUAUAGUUGUGUGGCUACUCUGCUACAUUCACUCA
This is a messenger RNA of Trifolium pratense (red clover), 1898 nucleotides long. Its product is annotated as peroxisomal (S)-2-hydroxy-acid oxidase. The record is from RefSeq and is a predicted model, not a curated record. The coding region runs from base 577 to 1695 and encodes 372 amino acids. Gene Ontology annotation, molecular function: FMN binding; oxidoreductase activity. Lineage: Eukaryota; Viridiplantae; Streptophyta; Magnoliopsida; Fabales; Fabaceae. The transcript is spliced from 12 exons. Gene Ontology annotation, cellular component: peroxisome.